AUGAGUGAAGUUGAGGAAUGGAUAUCAGAAAAGGCUAUUUUGGCUCAACAGGCUCCGCCUCCUUGUAGUGGUGUUGGUAUUGCUGCCAUCUACGGUAAAUUCAAGACCUUUGAAAGUGAAUUAGACGCUAAUAAGGACAAGAUUGAGAGGGUUAUUGCUGAUGGGGAGCAGUUGAUGGCCGAGCAACCACAAUUGCAAGCAGAGAUUGAGCCACGCAUGGAGGUACUGCGUCGCCAGUGGGUGGAUCUCAACAAUCAAGCCCAGGAGCAGAGCGCUAAAUUGGCUGAUUCCAACCGCGAGGCUCUGUUUGACGAAACCGCAAAGUCUAUGCUCACUUGGAUUACUGAGGUUUCCUCGCAGAUCGUUACUACUACGGAAGAGGUGACCGAAGAAGUUGGACUCGUUGAACUGAAUGAGCAAAUCAAGGAUCAGGAAAAGAAAGAGCAAGAACUUAUGGCCAAGCGGAAGAUGCUCGAAGACAUGGCUAAUCAUGCGGAAAAGUUGAAAGAGCAAUAUCCUGAUAGGAAGGAUGAGUUCGAGCAGGUUCAUCAGGAAGUGCGUAUCCGGCUUAUGGAGCUCGAGGCUCCAAUGGCCAACCGACGUGAUCGUCUUCUCAAGCAGAAGCGGGUGCGCCAGUUCUUCCGCGAUUUGGAGGAUGAAAAGGACUGGAUCCGGGAGAAACUUGCUCUUAUUGAGGAUCAUGGUCGAAUGGCGUCUAGUCUCCUUAUUAACCAGCAGUUGCAACGACGUCAUAAAAUGCUCACCAAUGAAGUUGAGAAUCAUGAACCGCGCGUUGAUGCUGUUUGUCAGCAAGGAGAAGAAAUGAUUGCUGAAGGUCAUCCACACAGUGAAAAAUUCCGCGAGGGCAUUGACGAGGUACGCGCUUUAUGGGCUACGCUGCGAAAGGCAUUGGCUGACCGCCAGGCUGCCCUUGCGCAGAAUGAAAUUGCUCAGCAAUACCUCUUCGAUGCCAGUGAGGCGGAGGCCUGGAUGGGUGAACAGGAACUCUACCUUAUGGGUGAUGAGAAGGCCAAAGACGAGCAAGGUGCUACUAAUGCCAUGAAGAAACACGAGCUACUUCAAAAAACCAUUGAGAACUACGCCAGCGAAAUCCGGUCUCUGGGCGACCGCAGUCGUGCAAUGGUUGAGUCAGAUCAUCCUGAAAGUGAGGUGGUGGCCGCCAAACAAUCGAGAGCCUGGAUCGACGAGCGUACGGUCAUCGCUAGUAGUCACGAGAUGGGCGCCGACUACGAGCAUUGUUGUUUGCUAAGGGAGCGUUUCGCGGAUUUCUCAAAGGAGACAAACGAGUUGGGCAAGCACCGGGUUGCUGCUGCCAACGAGCUCUGUGACGCUCUCAUUGCCCAAGGUCAUGGAGAAGCAGCUGAAAUCGCCAGCUGGAAAGAUCGUGUCAACGAAGCUUGGGCCGAUCUUUUGGAAUUAAUAGAGACUAGUAUUCAAUUGCUCAAGGCUGCGUGGGAUCUGCACAAAUUCCUUUGUGAUUGUCAAGAUGUUCUUGACAGGAUCGCAGAGAAAGCGGGUGCCAUUCCAGAUGAUGUCGGUCGCGAUGCCAAGGCCGUCGCAGUGUUGCAGCGCAAGCACGCAGCAUUUGAGGCCGAGCUCUCCCGCCUUGGCCAACAGGUCGAGGAGGUAGUCGACUUCGCCAACAACCUGCUACCUAGCUAUGCUAGCGAGAAAGAGAGCAUCAUAUGUGAUCGCCGAGACGAAGUAGUCCAGGCUUGGAGACAACUUCAGUAUGCUGCCGAACAGAGAAAGAUUCACCUGCUGGAUGCAAGUGAUGUCCAUAGAUUCUUCGCAAUGGUUCGUGAGCUUCAACUCUGGAUGGAUACAAUGCGAACCGAGAUGACCGUUAAGGAAAAACCGAGGGAUGUUUCGGGAGUUGAGUUGUUGAUGAACAAUCACAAAAGUCUGAAGGCCGAAAUUGACGCUCGAGAGGAGAACUUUAGUAUCUGCCUAAGUCUAGGGCGAACUCUCCUCAAUCGGCGCCAUCCGAGAGAGGAAGAAAUUCGAGACAAAUGCAUUCAGUUGGUUACUGAGCGUGUCCUCCUGCUGGAACAAUGGAAUGAUAGGAACGAGAACCUCCAGCUGAUGUUGGAGGUCUAUCACUUCGCUCGCGAUGCUGCGAUUGCAGAAGCUUGGCUUGUCGCUCAGGAAUCAUUUGUCAAGAGUCCGGAUCUUGGUGACUCCCUAGAUGAGACUCUUGCUCUGCUCAAAAAACACUUGGCCUUUGAAAAGGCCGUGGCUACCCAAGAAGAACGAUUUAUCGCUCUCCAGAAGGAGACUAUGCUUGAAUUAAAAGCCAAGGAGCGAACACCCGAAAGCGAGGCUGCACACAAGAAAGCCAUCGAGCAAAAGAUAUCUGACGCUAGUCGAGAAUUCCAGCCUCUCCCUUCUACUUCUCAGACGGCUGCUGCUCCAGGUUCUUUCCAUGGCACGCCACUUCGUCGUGGCGUUGAAACGCCGACGGGUCGUUCUCUUCGUGAGUCCGUUGAUUCUGGUCGUCCUGCUCCUCACAAUCUCGAAGCUACUCUCCACCGAAAGCAUGAAUGGGAAACGGCUGCCAAACGAGCAUCUGGGCGCUCUUGGCACGAGCUUUAUUUCGUGCUCAACGCUACCUUGGGGACUCUUUCUGCUUACAAAGACUCUCGCUCUGCUCAUGAUAAACCAGGACACCUCUAUCACAAAGAGAGUCCGGUUAGUCUUGCUGGUGCGGUGGCUGCUCCUGCAACCAAUUACGAAAAGCGUCCAUGUGUAUUCCGCUUGAAACUGUUCAACGGCGGUGAAUCUUUGUUCCAAUGUCCUUCAGAGGAUGAUAUGCAUAAUUGGGUUGAAGCCAUCAACUCUAUUGCGGCUUCGCUUCCAGCUCCCGUUACGGUAAUGCCUCCUACAGAGGAAGAGGACGUAGAGGGUGGAUUGAUAGCUCCUGCUGGGCGCUCAGCGACUCUUCCCUCUACAGCACUCCACCUCUCCGAACCCGGUACUAGUGAUGCGCAGGCUCCUGGACCCUCAAAGCCUAAAAAGAAGUUUCUUACACUUAUGCGGAAAAAGUAA
Molecule: messenger RNA, 3069 nt
Organism: Hydatigera taeniaeformis
Lineage: Eukaryota; Metazoa; Platyhelminthes; Cestoda; Cyclophyllidea; Taeniidae
Source: the annotation of a GenBank genome assembly